Messenger RNA from Haliotis rubra (blacklip abalone), 1640 nucleotides. RefSeq lists its product as uncharacterized. The record is from RefSeq and is a predicted model, not a curated record. Lineage: Eukaryota; Metazoa; Mollusca; Gastropoda; Lepetellida; Haliotidae. The transcript has 5 exons. Gene Ontology annotation, molecular function: carbohydrate binding. The coding region runs from base 33 to 965 and encodes 310 amino acids.
UUCUGGUGAAGAGCGGGGUAGAUCUGAGCCUCAUGUACACCAAGAUGUCACUGCUAACUGUUUACGUUCUGUUCAGCGCCACUUAUGUUCCCAGUGGUUUAAGUCAGUUGGUGUACAACAUGGACACUUGCACCAAUGUGACAUUCCACAGAAGGUCUGAGAUGGAUGAUCUGGUGUUUACUGGAGGUCUUGUAGAAGAGAUGAACCAGGUGGACAUGAGGGCUGAAUGUUUCUCUGAGUGUCAAUGGCGGAAGCUGUGUAACCUGGUCUUGUACAACCCUCUCACCAGAAAGUGUAGACUACACUCUGCAGCCUUCGACUCUAACAGUGAUGGCUCCUCUGAGCCUGGAUGGCAGUACUAUGGCGUGUCGUGUGAUGGGUACAGACUGGCUAACGCUCGUCCAGAUGUAGACAUCAUCAACACAGCCGUUGAAGACGUUUGUCAGCAUCCCUUUAACGUCGUUGCUGCUAACAGAACAUCAUCCUGUCUGCGAGAUGGAUCUUGGGAAAGUGUCAGGAUCAAAUGCACCUCAUGUUACACUGGCACGCCCGGGCCGUCUUUGAAUCCAUCAACAACUCGAACUGAAGUCUUGCCCUUUGACCUGGCUGUUGGGUUGACCUUAAGGGCGAUGGUUGCAGGAGAUUUCUUACAGUUCAAUACAGUGUAUUUUGAGCUGCCCAACACUGACCGUGUGCUCAUCGUGUCCCUCCGAUGGAGCUACUCAACAUUGAUCCUCAACACGAAGCAAGGAGGAAUUUUUGGGCAGGAGGAGGUUCUACAAAACGUCGGUGUGGGCAACAUCAAGAACUAUGAGCUUGAAAUCCAAUUGACUAACACGUCCUUUAAGAUUUUCUUCGAUGGGACGUUCCGGAUGGAGUUCCAGAUGCGGCUCCCUCUCACCGGCGUCCGACGUAUCUCACUGUUGGGAUUCACAGCCAUCCACAGUGUUCAACUCUUCUGUUAGAGAAGUGUGAUUUUGUGCUGCUUGUGUUCCCUGACGUCAGCAUUUCAACGUAUAAAUAAAACAAAAAGAAAAAGAAAGAGGAAGAAAACUGGAAGUUGAACUACCUUUUUGAGAUUCAGUCCAAACCCGUUUUGUCUGUGGCAGUAUUUUAACAACUAACACAUCCUUUCUUAUGUCAAUGUGGAGUUUUGUUUCAUGCCACAUGCCAGACAUUUUCUGGAUGGAUGCCAGAAAUGAGCUUCACACCUUGAAUUCAUGUGCUGAAUCUAACCCGCGUUCAACGUGACGAGCGAACGAUUUAACCAUUUUAAACGAUUGAACUUUUUCCUUUUAAUAGAAAUGUGUAAAUGGCAAUAUCAUGCUGUACAAUUCGAUUUUAGAAUCGAUUAUAAUCGUAGUAUAUGUGUUCUCAUUAUGUUUGGCUAAUUUGUUCAAAGUCACCAGCAUAUGAAGGGAUGAUUUAAAUCGAGCUAGGGCCCAUACAGGUAGCAAUUGUGCUGUAAGUCCCCAUCGUCCCCGGCAGGGUGAUCUACCAUCAGUUGCUGUUGAUCUUCAGCCUGUUUUUACAUUGUAUUUUCUGUACUAUUUGUCUAAUUUCAAAAGUUACCUGCUAGUUUUAUAUCUCUAACUGUGAUAAUCUAAUUAUUUUAUUGUCCUUUGUCGACAGGUUUUAUA